Leishmania mexicana MHOM/GT/2001/U1103 is the source of this 621-nucleotide messenger RNA. RefSeq lists its product as hypothetical. Bases 1 to 621 code for a protein of 206 amino acids. The transcript has a single exon. The record is from RefSeq and is a predicted model, not a curated record. NCBI's taxonomy places the organism in Eukaryota, Euglenozoa, Kinetoplastea, Trypanosomatida, Trypanosomatidae.
AUGUCCGCUCUCGUUCCGAGUGAUGCAGUUGCCCUCCUGUAUCGCCGGUACCUGAAGGCGACGAACCGGAUCCCCAAUGUGACCAUCCGAAUGCUGCUGCUGCAGCAAAUCCGCUCCGGCUUCCGCCGCAACCGCAACAUUACAAGCGUCUCCGCGCAGCGCGAACUCAUUAAUCAAGCACACAAGGACUUGGCGGUGUUGGAGGAUGAUCGGCUGUCGCGAACCCUGUACAUCAAUCGGCUAGGGCUGGUCUCAUGCCUUGACUGGGAAGUGCGGAGAACGGAGUACAACUUCCGACCAGAGACGCAGUCUUACCUGGCCGUGUUUCUCAUAUGCGGAUUUUCGCUUCUUCUCAUUGUGUUCCUGCACACGGAGAGGCUGGAGACGAGCCGCCCUGAUAUUGCGCAGAUGGUGAACUACAUGGCCAUGCGUCUGGAGGCGGAGUCGCCGGAGCAGUUGAAGGAGGUGCGCGAACAGCAGAUUCGCAACUCGCUAGAGCAGCGCCAGCAUCAAAUAUCGCUGGAACAGCGCGUGUUGGCAACGUUUUACAACUCCCCGAAUACGCCCGCGCCGUCGCUUCGGAAUCCAGAGGGCUCACUGCGUUACGAGCGGCACAGCUGA